AAUCGCUCGUAUCGUCACGAAAUCGAAACGGACACACGAUUAUUUGUCGCAGGAAAACAUAUCGGCUCUCUGUUGGAAUACAUUUUAGUAUCAAGUAAAUUAUACGAUCGCAACUCGUACCUGUGCGUCGUUUUCGAUUGAAAUCGUUUCGGCUUUCCAUUCGAUCGGUUUGUCGGUCGGUCGAGUGGCCGAAGAAUCGAGUGAUCGGGCAGGCGGGUGAACAAACGGACGGAAGUCGAUGGACCACGGAAUCGGCAACACCGAUCGAUCAUCGAUCGUAGCGUACUGACCAUCGGUGUGCUAGAACAUGUUUAUCCGUAAAUAAUUUCACCUGUUGUGGGAGACAAACUGAUACGGGAGCCCUAUUCGAAUUCCAAGUGACGCGAUUAGUCCGAAGACAGUUGAUGUGUUUCGUAGAAGGGUAACGCGCGGCGAAACAUGCGCUAACGAUCGAUUUAACGCGUUUCGGGUUGCCGACCGCGAACUAUGCAUUACGACGCGCAAGGUGCCUUGGAGAAUUCCUAUCUACGGCAACGGGAGCAAGAACACAGACAACAGCCGCAACAAGGAACAAAUCAGGAUUCGCAAACAGUGUACGCAAAGGCGCAAAGUGUCCGGGAAAGUUGUCGCGGGCCGAGUAACUCACCCCUAUCGGAGGACACGAGAUCCAUCUGCGCCGGAGCGAAAACCGAAACGCUCGGAACGUCGUCGGAAGAGGGAGAGGUACGUGUGCGGUUCGUAUCAAACGGUUCUCCGUUGCAACGUGAAACCGGAUCGCGAAUGUCGAAGUAUCGCGAAGAGCACGAUUCGAAACGAUCCUCCACGUCCUUCUGUAUCGACGCGCUUCUCGGUCGAGCGACAGAAAAGCAAGAGAAUCUCGAUCUCGAUCGAUCGGAACGUAAUCAAAGAUUGGUGCUCGCCAUGAGAAAUUCCGGACCGGAGAUGAGCCAUUGCCUGGUGAACAGCUCUGUUCGAGGGCACGACCGAGAAUCGUCUUGUACGCUGGGAAUUUCGGCGAGCACUGCAAGCACCGGAAGCACCGGAAGCACCGGAAGUACUGGCAAUGCCGCAAGUGGAAUCGCAACGCGCCUCGGAGGAUCGGAAGAGCAAAGGACAUCGUCUUUGGGAACAUUGCUGAAUCCGUUCGAUAGAUCCGUUCAACAUGGCUCGGUUUCUCCCAGAUUGGAAUUUGUUCGCGACACGAGUGACCGACAGGAUGUUCACGAACAACCUAUACGAGACAUUCGCUUGUCCAGUAUUCGCAUAGAAUCCAUGGACGCGGCAGCCGCGGAGGCUUCGAUUCAACGCGGCAAACCGGUGUUUAGAGGAGAACACGCGGCAACCGUUAACGGGGGAUUUCGCGUUGAUCGGUUGGAAAACGUCGAGGACGAUGGUUCUGUGGACGUCGACCCAACGAGGACGGGGAGCGCCAGUUCCGGAAGUAACGCCAGUCACAGUCCGAUCUCGAGUCCUCCGAUUUCUCCGGGAUCGGAAGAACCUUCCAGCAACGGAAUUUCUGCUAGUUCGAAUUUAUCGACUGGGCAUUAUGGUGCACUCGGCACCGGUACCGGACUAACUCGACAGAAUCAAGCUCUUCUCUUACACCCAAGUGGUCCGCUUAUUCACCCUGGCGGAUUGUACUAUCAUCCUGCGAGUGGCAGCGCGUUUCACUCUAUCCACAAAGAAGGUCAAACCAUCGGACACUCGCAGGCAGCUGGACCUCAUCCUCAACAGCAUCACAUUCAUCCACUUCAACUCGAGUGGUUAGCCAGGACUGGAAUGCUAUACCCCAGAUUACCAGCCGAUUUAGCCGGUUGCGCAGCCCAACACGCACUGCUCGGGAAAACUAGGAGACCAAGAACUGCGUUCACCUCGCAACAGUUGCUCGAAUUGGAAAAACAAUUUAGACAGAACAAGUAUCUGAGCAGACCGAAAAGGUUUGAAGUGGCUACCUCGCUGAUGCUCACGGAAACACAGGUGAAAAUUUGGUUCCAAAACCGACGAAUGAAGUGGAAAAGAAGUAAAAAGGCGCAGCAAGAGGCACGUACGAAUAACAAAGUCGACGACGGAGGAAAUACGAGGAACGCCGAGAGGGACACCACAGGCGAUCCUGGCACAAACUCGCCGAGUUCGCAAGAGGAUGCUAAAGGAACGUUGCAGGAAACACAAAGGAGCACGACUGAACUUCAAGAACCGCUUUAUCGGCCUUACGUAGUAUAAAAGGGCGAACAAAGUAAAACGGAAAAAUCGAACUGAACAGCAAACAGAAGUCGAGAGAACUGUUAUGCGAAACUCGACUGUCUCGUAUUUGUAAUGCGUUUGAUACGCGUUCGAUACUUAGCAAUACACUCGAUCUGUUCCUCGAAGGAACGUUUCGAGGAACGUAAGCUUGCGCGAUCCAUCGAGGAUCAAGCGAUAAACGAAGGAUAGGAAAACCGGAGAUAUGUAAGAGGCCGUGAUGAUCGAUUAGACUGACAACCUCCGACAACAAAUCGAAUUUUCAAUCGUUCGAAUGUGUAGACAUUCAUAAGUAACUACACGUAUACCGUUCCGGUUUGAUCUUGCGACACUCGUGUGUAAAUAUAGGGAACAAUCCACAAAACAAUGUAACCCAUAAUUGUACGAUCGUAUUCCGCAGAAUACGAACCAUUCCGAAAUAUUGCCGAGUAGACUGUUAUCGAGAACGAGCACGUGUAUCAUACGUUUCUACUCUGUACCGCAAGAAUAUGGUCUAUACUGGUGUACUCGUGUGUGUACCAGUACACGUAAAAUGCGACGUAUCGGUGCGACCAGUCACAACCGUGUGUAUAAAAACUACAGAAACGCGAAGAGCGCGCGCACGAAAGAUGAUCUUUCCGAUCGCAGCUUUAUUCCGAAGUUACUCUAGAUCUACCUUCGAUCGAAAACAUGUACCUAUUUAUGAUAAAUGACAUAAUUGUAAAUAUUAUUCGUGUACGAUUAAUGUAGAGAGUGCG
Molecule: messenger RNA, 2975 nt
Organism: Nomia melanderi (Alkali bee)
Lineage: Eukaryota; Metazoa; Arthropoda; Insecta; Hymenoptera; Halictidae
Source: RefSeq, a predicted model, not a curated record